This is a messenger RNA of Cajanus cajan (pigeon pea), 2188 nucleotides long. RefSeq lists its product as uncharacterized. The record is from RefSeq and is a predicted model, not a curated record. NCBI's taxonomy places the organism in Eukaryota, Viridiplantae, Streptophyta, Magnoliopsida, Fabales, Fabaceae. Gene Ontology annotation, cellular component: nucleus. Gene Ontology annotation, biological process: regulation of DNA-templated transcription.
GUGUUGAACCAUCCAGAUUCAAGGCAAGACUUGUGGCAAAAGGUUUUUCACAGAAAGAAGGAAUUGACUACCAUGAAGUGUUCUCGCCUGUGGUAAAACAUAAGACUAUUCGAGUUCUGUUGGCUAUGGUGAGUGCUUUGGAUAUGGAGUUAGAGCAGCUUGACGUGAAAACUGCAUUCUUGCAUGGAAAUUUAGAAGAGCAGAUUUACAUGUCACAGCCAGAUGGAUUCCUUGAGGCCGGAAAAGAGAACCAUGUGUGUUUGCUGAAAAAAUCCUUGUAUGGUUUAAAACAGAGCCCGAGGCAGUGGUACAAGAGGUUUGAUGCUUUUAUGAUUUCCUAUAAUUUUGUCCGAAAUGAGUUUGAUAACUGUGUUUAUAGUAGGAAGCUAUCAGAUGGUUCCUAUAUAUAUUUGUUGUUGUAUGUGGAUGACAUGCUAAUUGCAGCUAAGAGCAAGACUGAUAUUGAUGCUCUUAAAGCUAUGUUGAGCAGUGAGUUUGAGAUGAAGGAUUUGGGUGCUGCCAAGAAGAUUUUAGGAAUGGAGAUUUGGAGAGACAGGAAUGCAGGUCUACUUUAUGUAUCUCAGAAGAAAUACAUUGAAAAGUUGUUGCAGUCUUUUCAAAUGGAGAAUUCUAAGCCUGUUAGGACUCCUUUGGCAACACAUUUUAAACUUGAUGCUAGCACUCUUCCUAGUACUGAUGAAGAAAAGGAGUAUAUGAAUACGGUUCCUUAUUCUAGUGCUGUUGGGAGCUUAAUGUAUGCCAUGGUUUGUACAAGACCAGAUUUGGCUCAUGCUGUAGUGGUUAGUAGAUUUAUGAGUAAUCCUGGAAAGCCUCACUGGGAGGCUGUGAAGUGGAUUAUGCGAUAUUUGAAAGGUACUAGUAAUAUCUGCUUAGUUUAUGGUUCUAAUGAUAUUGGGUCUGGUCUUAUUGGCUAUGCAGAUUCUGACUAUGGUGGAGAUCUCGUGAGGAGAAGAUCUUUGACAUGUUAUAUCUUCACUCUUUAUGGUUGUGCUGUAAGUUGGAAAGCAACACUUCAACUUACUAUUGCUUUGUCUACCACUGAAGCAGAAUACAUGUCCUUGACAGAAGGGGUUAAAGAAGGUGAUUUGCUAGACAGAGCACCAUUGGGAUCAGUCCAAGUUAUGACACUUAGCAAUCAAGCUAACACUGAGUUCUCUGAGCCACUGAAAUCUGAUACCAUGAACAAUGAUGCUGUGAUCAGAUCAGACGAUGCAGAACUUGGAGAAGCAGAUCAAGAUGAGCAAAAAUAUGUAGAUCCAUUGGAUAAAUUUCUUCCUCCCCCACCAAAAGUUAAAUGCUCCGAGGAGCUACAAAGAAAAAUAAAUAAAUUCCUAGAGUACAAGAAGGCUGGAAAAAGUUUUAAUGCAGAAGUUCGCAACAGAAAGGACUAUCGAAACCCCGACUUCUUACUGCAUGCAGUGAGGUACCAGGAUAUUGAUCAAACAGGGUCGUGCUUCAGUAAAGAUGUAUUUGACCCUCAUGGAUAUGAUCCAAGCGACUUCUAUGAUGGAAUAGAAGCUGAUAUGAGGCGCGAAAGUGAGAGGAAAGAGCAAGAGAAGAAGAAAGCACAGAAGGUUGAAUUUAUUUCAGGUGGUGCGCAACCAGGAAUUAUACCUAGUGCUCCUAGGAUUAGCAUGCCUGUUGCAGGUGCUUCUACUGUGAAUGCAAGUGGUUUGCCUUUGGUGCCUCCUACAGCUGAUACUAUUAAUCGUGAUGGUAGACAGAAUAAAAAAUCAAAAUGGGACAAGGUGGAUGGUGAUCGAAAAAAUUCUCUGCCUUCUGCGGGUCUGGAUUCUGUAUCUACUACUGGAGCUCAUGCAGCAAUUUUAACUGCUGCUAAUGCUGGUGGUGGAUACAUGCUAUUUGCGCAACAUAAACGGCGAGAGGCAGAGGAGAAAAGAUCUAGUGAAAGGUGGUUGGACAGAAAAUCGUGAGCCAUUCAUUGUAGUCUGUAGUAUGGAACACCGCUUAUAAACAGUAGCUGAGAUUUUUCUGCACAACAUUUUUGUCGGUUAAUUAGCUAUGGCAAUUAUCAUAGACACUGUAUAUUCUCAAAACAGAGAAAUAUAUAUAUAUAUAUAUUUUUUUUUUCUGUUAAUUAACUUUGGUAAUUUUCAUAGACACUGUAUAAUAUAUUCUCAAAAUUGUAAAGAAAUUUCCGGCUCGA